Aspergillus udagawae is the source of this 1593-nucleotide messenger RNA. RefSeq lists its product as uncharacterized. Bases 1 to 1593 code for a protein of 530 amino acids. Gene Ontology annotation, molecular function: cystathionine gamma-synthase activity; pyridoxal phosphate binding. Gene Ontology annotation, biological process: transsulfuration. The transcript has 3 exons. The record is from RefSeq and is a predicted model, not a curated record. Lineage: Eukaryota; Fungi; Ascomycota; Eurotiomycetes; Eurotiales; Aspergillaceae.
AUGGCAUUCCAUCGUCAGUUGGUCCCGGCGAGAGCCAUGGGUGGUCUCGCAGAUGAAGGCUGGUUAUCCGCGCAACUGAGCGAGACCGUCCUCGAGCGGUUAAGGAUGCAUGAUGGUAGCACAGCGUGUAUGAUCUUACCCUCAAUGCUCGGGGCGCAGCGGUUGAUCGCGAGCUUGACGGAAAAGAAUACGAGCCAUUUUGUGUCCCCGUACAUACGCUUCUGUGUUCCUGCUGGUGACAUUUGCGGUGACGACGCAAAUAAAGCGUCUCGCUGGGCAACGUUCUACGCGGUGCUGUACCAUGCCGACCUGGCUCCCGACGCGAUGGGUUUCUGGCGCGAGACGGGCGACGGGAUCCCAAGUCGGCAUGCGGAGUUCGCCCUUGGAUGGUUCCCAUACCUGGAGUCGCAGUGCGUCGACCGCUUGUUCUGCACAAAAGCCAAACUCCCCUUGCACAAGGCGUGGGGCGAAGAGUUGCCGUCACUACCGUCCCCCGUCACUACGGCAGCAGAGGUGGCUAAGAUAAAGACCCUGCUAGCAGCGUCUGCGGCAUCGGAUGCUCCGAAUCAAGCACCCAUCAGUUCAAAAGAUAUAUUUCUCUACCAGAAAGGGCUAUGCGGGAUCUAUGCGGUCGCGAGGUCGCUUGUCCCCGUGAGCUCAUCGGAGAAGACGUCACAGGUGGUGAUCUAUGGAUGGCCAUAUGCCGAGACAGUCAAAUGCGUUGAGCGCAGUGGAUGGGGCCGAGUGAUACUCUAUGGUAAAGGGACUGAGGCAGAUCUGGACGAUUUGGAAAGGAGACUGGCCGAGGGGGAACGCAUUCAAGCGCUGUUCUGCGAGCUGCCCAGCAACCCUCAGCUCGCGUCACCAGACCUUCAUCGUAUCCGACGCCUUGCGGAUGAAUACAAGUUUGUGGUGGCAUGCGACGAGACCCUUGGCACAUUUGUUAAUGUCGACGUGCUGCCGUACGUCGACAUCGCCAUGACUAGCCUCACAAAGAUCUUCAGUGGCGCCUCAAAUGUCAUGGGGGGAAGCGUCAUCAUCAAUCCACAGUCUCGGUUCUACGACGCGAUCCAUGCCCGUCUCACCGCAACGUGGGAAGACACCCUUUUCCCCGGCGAUGUAAGUGUGCUUGCCGCGAACUGCACUGAUUUCGUGGAGCGCGUUCGCUAUUGUAGCCGCAGUGCGUUGGCUGUCGCAGUGCUUCUUUCACAGCAUCCGUCGGUAGCAAAAGUCCACUAUCCUCCGCUGGUGCCCACUCGGCAUCUUUACGAGAGAUACCGUCGCCGUAAUGGUGGGUAUGGCUACGUGCUGAGUAUUAUCUUCCACGAUCCGCAGAGUGCCGUGGCGUUCUAUGACGCUCUCGACGUCUGCAAGGGCACGAGCAUCGGGGCCAAUUUCACGCUCGCGGUGCCAUACGCGCAGCUGGCCCACUUCAGGGAGCUGGACUUGGCCGAGGCAAAUGGGGUCCCACGGCACAUAGUGCGCAUCAGUGUCGGUGUGGAUGACACUGAGAAACUGCUCGAUCGUGUCAGGAAAGCUCUAGUUGCGGUGGAAAUUGUUUGCGAGAGAGCCGGAAACAGCGCCUCUCUUUAG